Penicillium bovifimosum is the source of this 1191-nucleotide messenger RNA. RefSeq names its product MFS multidrug transporter. The transcript is spliced from 4 exons. Gene Ontology annotation, biological process: transmembrane transport. Gene Ontology annotation, molecular function: transmembrane transporter activity. Bases 1 to 1191 code for a protein of 396 amino acids. The record is from RefSeq and is a predicted model, not a curated record. Lineage: Eukaryota; Fungi; Ascomycota; Eurotiomycetes; Eurotiales; Aspergillaceae.
AUGAGCAAUAUCAGCGACAAGCAUUUGAGCGCCCCCGACAGUGAGAAGGAAGCGGGAGACUUGGAGGCGGGCCCAACAACGAUCAGCUCAGAGCCGUCCCUCGACGACGCCGACAGAGAUUCGAACCUCAUUACCUGGGAUGGACCAAAGAACCCAAAGAAUCCAAAAAACUGGCCUAAAGGCCUGAGAUGGAAGAACACCUGGACCAUCUCUCUCUUUGUCUUCAUCUCGCCCGUGUCGUCUUCGAUGGUGGCUCCCGCCAUGAACGAUCUCGCCAACUCCCUUAGGAUGCGCACCGAAAUUGAGAUCUACUUGUCCUUGAGUAUCUUUAUUCUCGCCUACGCCAUCGGCCCUAUCUUCUUUGGUCCGGCAUCAGAGCUCUACGGCCGGGUACGCUUACUUCAAUUCAGCAACGUGUGGUAUCUGGCCUGGAAUUUGGGAUGCGGUUUUGCGACGACCAAGGGCCAGCUUUUCGCUUUUCGGUUCUUGGCUAGCAUUGGUGGUAGUGCACCGCUAGCCAUUGGAGGUGGAGCUAUAAGCGAUAUGUGGACGGCGGAGGAGCGUGGUAAGGUCAUGGGUGUUUAUACUCUAGGACCACUUCUGGGACCCGUGGCUGGUCCAAUUGCGGGCGGGUUCAUCGCCGAGUAUUCAACCUGGCGCUGGGUGUUCUGGUCCACCUCCACCUCCGCGGCCGCCGUUGCAGUGCAGGUUGUUGGAUUCUUCUGGCUACAGGAGUGUCACCCAGGCAACGAGAAUCUCCACACCGGUGAGAAGGUUGAGACACUGGGCUACAAGCUUCUUCAUGCCUUUGAGCGGCCGGUGAAGACGUUCGCAACGCAACCUAUCGUCUUCUGCAUGGCUAUCUACACGGCUUACCUCUUCGGAAUCACUCCCGGAAUCGGCGGCCUCAACUAUCUCUCGAUUGCCAUUGGAUCCUUUAUCGGGCUCUUCUUCAACCUCAAGCUCGUCGACCGCAUCUACAAAGAUCUUAAAGCGCGGAACGACGACAUCGGCAAGCCCGAAUUCCGCAUGCCGUCGUUGGCCGUGGGCUCCAUCAUCAGCACUAUCGGACUCUUCUGGUACGACUGGAGUAUUGGAAACGCGCACUGGAUUAUGCCCAACAUCGGCGCACUGAUAUUCUCCAUGGGAAUCAUUUCCUGUCUGCAAGUAGCCAAGCAUUCUAUUUCAUAA